This is a messenger RNA of Aureobasidium vineae, 981 nucleotides long. Lineage: Eukaryota; Fungi; Ascomycota; Dothideomycetes; Dothideales; Saccotheciaceae. The record is from the annotation of a GenBank genome assembly.
AUGUCAUCAGAGACGUACAACAGAGAGUUUGCAGCACCCGUGUUCAGGCUCAGCGAGUUUGAUCUGCCGAAGGCCAUGGNNCAAGCUCGUCCCUUCCGUGGCAUCAAGCCCGAACCUCCUGCCCGAACAGCUUCUGUCGACACGGUUCCUACGCAACAAGCCCAGCAAACACCCGCCCUAAAGACAGAACCUUCAACGCAAAACAAGAAGCUGGUCUCGCUCAAGGACGGCUCCAAAUACCCCGAAGUCCGCACCUCCUCAAUAGACGUCAAUGCCACUCCGUCCUGGGACCCUGCUGGCAAGCUCAUCACAGAAGUCGACAUUGACGCCGAUCUCGCCGAACACACAAAACCCUGGCGCUUGCCCGGCACCGACCAGACCGACUUCUUCAACUAUGGCUUUGACGAAUUUACCUGGACCCAGUAUUGCUUGCGCCAGCAAAACAUGGCGUCUACCAUCAACAACCAAAAGCAAGAGACCAAGCAAUUCGAGAUGAUGUUGACCGGAGGAGGUAUGCCUGGCCAAGCUGCCCCUCCAGGUCCUCAGGCUGCUCCACCGGGUGGUCCAAUGGGCAUGGGGAUGCCUGGAAUGGGAAUGCCCGGCAUGCCCGACAUGAAUCCCGAAAAUAUGGCUGCCUUUGCCAGCGUCCUGCAAAGCCAAGGCAUCGAUCCCAGUCAACUCGACUUUAACACCUUCAUGCAACACUACCAGCAAGCAUCCAUGGGCGGUGGACAAGGCGGAUAUGGCGGCCAAUCCAUGCAGCCUCAACAAUCGAAUCAAGGCUACGGUGGCCAACAACAACAACAAUCAUUCCAGCAACAAGGUCCACAACCCGGUCAGCAAGGCCAACAAUCUCAGGGUCAAGGCUUUGAUGGUUACAGCCAGCAACAGAUUGCCAUGAUGCAAGGCCAAGGAGGCAUCCCAUCAGGUCCCUCUGGUGGUGGUGGUCGCGGACGCGGUAGAGGUCGGAGAUGGCAAUAG